This is a messenger RNA of Myxozyma melibiosi, 635 nucleotides long. RefSeq lists its product as uncharacterized. The record is from RefSeq and is a predicted model, not a curated record. Lineage: Eukaryota; Fungi; Ascomycota; Lipomycetes; Lipomycetales; Lipomycetaceae. The coding region runs from base 142 to 537 and encodes 131 amino acids. The transcript is spliced from 4 exons.
UUUUGAAUGUAUAAUAAAAUGAUAAUAUUACACUACAUUGAGGGUAGAAACAACGAUCGUUCACCAAAGAAAAGGAAGAGAAAGAGAAGAGGAAACCCAAACUCCUAGAGCAAGACCUAAUUGUUACAAGCCGAGAGGGCAAUGCAGAUACAAGACAAAGAUUUAGCAGAAUGCGUCCACACAGCAGCAGGCAGCCAGACCCGCGCAGAGACCAAGGCAACAUCCACCACCGCCGCCACCACCACCGCCCUGCUGCUGAUACUGGGGCUGGCCCUGGGCAAAGUAUCCGCCGCCGCCAGGUCCGCUCUGGCCAUACCCUCCGCCUUGGUAACCGCCGCCCUGGGGACCGUAUCCGCCGCCGCCGAAACGGCCGCCGCCGCCGUAGGAUUGCUGGGGUUGCUGGGGGCCGUAGUAACCACCACCGCCGCCGCCGCCGCCCAUGGGACCACCGAACCCGCCGCCGCCGAAGCCGCGGUCAGUCUGCUCAGAGGUACCCUGGGGGUUCGCCUCCGACUUGGAGUAGUAGUCGUUAUUUGACAUGGUGAGUGAGUGUAUUCAGAGAUAUGGGUUAUCGGUCAGGGAAGAGAAGGGAGGGUGGUUAAUAUAUGUGACAGGCGCAUGUGAUUCAGGUUUGU